Hippopotamus amphibius kiboko is the source of this 3333-nucleotide messenger RNA. RefSeq names its product zinc finger AN1-type containing 3 (gene ZFAND3). Lineage: Eukaryota; Metazoa; Chordata; Mammalia; Artiodactyla; Hippopotamidae. The record is from RefSeq and is a predicted model, not a curated record. Gene Ontology annotation, molecular function: DNA binding; zinc ion binding. The coding region runs from base 492 to 1175 and encodes 227 amino acids. The transcript has 6 exons.
GGUCAGCGCAGCCUCCGGGGGAGGGGAGGGUGUUACGGAGGGAGCGGGCCCCUGGGCUUCGCAGCGGCCGCUUCUACGCCAGAGCCGGCGGGGGCCUCAGGUCCUUCCCAGCGCCGCCGCAACGGGACAUCGCUCUGGCUGGGAGCGGCGGUGGGAGCUGCCGAGGGCGCCGGGUCUUCCCUCCUCCCCCGCGGUCCUCGGUUAACCCGCACGCCCCACCUCCUCAGCUCCCCUCCCUCUACUCUCCGCGCCUCUCCCGGCCCCCCCGUCUCCGCAGGCCAAGUGGUGCGGCCCGCCUCCAGCUGACCGGCCUGGAAUCCCGGCUCGGAGCCCCGGACUUGCGCCUGCCCGCGCGCCCGCUCCCUCCCCCUCCCCCGCCCCGAGCCCCUCGACGCCGCCGCCGUCGCCGCCGCCGCCUCCUUCGAGCGGGGCCCAGGCCCAGCCGCUGCCACCGCUGCCGCCGCCGAGCUCCGCCGCCGCCGCCGAGCACCAUGGGAGACGCCGGGAGCGAGCGCAGCAAAGCGCCCAGUCUGCCGCCUCGCUGUCCCUGCGGCUUCUGGGGGUCCAGCAAGACUAUGAACCUCUGUUCCAAAUGCUUUGCUGAUUUUCAAAAGAAACAACCAGACGAUGAUUCCGCUCCAAGUACAAGUAACAGCCAGUCAGAUUUGUUUUCUGAAGAGACCACCAGUGACAACAACAAUACCUCGAUAACCACGCCAACUCUUAGUCCCAGCCAGCAGCCACUUCCGACAGGACUGAAUGUAACUUCACCAAGUAAAGAGGAGUGUGGGCCAUGCACAGAUACAGCUCAUGUCUCGUUAAUCACACCAACCAAAAGAUCCUGUGGUACAGAUUCACAGUCUGAGAAUGAGGCCUCGCCGGUGAAACGGCCACGACUACUGGAGAAUACUGCACGAUCCGAGGAAGCCAGCCGAUCUAAACAGAAGAGUCGACGUCGGUGCUUCCAGUGCCAAACCAAACUGGAGCUGGUGCAGCAGGAAUUGGGAUCGUGCCGCUGCGGUUACGUGUUCUGUAUGUUGCAUCGCCUCCCCGAGCAGCAUGACUGUACGUUUGACCACAUGGGCCGCGGCCGAGAGGAAGCCAUCAUGAAAAUGGUGAAACUGGACCGGAAAGUGGGGCGCUCUUGCCAGCGCAUCGGGGAGGGGUGCUCCUGAAGGCCGGCUCGGCCGCCACGUGACGCUGUUCUUAGUUCACUAAUGUUAGCCUUAUUUAGGACAAAGUCAGCCAGACACCUUGUACUGGGCACGCGUCAGACUACAGCCAGUCCGUUUCCUUUCCUUAGCCAGCCAUCCUGGUACUGUAGUUUAGGGGUUGAUGGUGGUUGAAAUUGAUUUCUGGCUGGUUACUAAGGUGCCUGCUAGCCAUUGUAUAAAAUUAAAACAUGAAGAAUAUUUUUUUUGAGCAUGGCUAGUGGAUUUAAAACAACACAUACCUGUCACUGCUGGAGUCAAACUUAUAAAAAGCCUUAAGCGGAAAGUGUUCCAGAUGGAGACUGAGUCAGUAGAGGAGGAGAAGCUGGUGUUCAAGUCCCCACGACGCACGUGGCUUUGCCGGAAACUCUGGUUAGUGUUCGGCCCUCACCUCUUCACUAUCCUUAGUCCCAGUAGCCAGGAUACCUGAUGGCCACGCGUGCCUGGGCCACGGGACGCUGCUGAGAUUGGCCCUGUGGCUGGGCUGGGUGGUGGCCUCGCUCUCCCACUGAGCAGGAAAUGGGGGUGGGGGCAGGUUCUUAAGAGAAUUUUUUACCUGACUUGCUAUGAAAAAACUCUCUCAUCACAUGAGAAGAGAAACAGUAACCUCACUUUGAAAAUUAGCUCCACUCAAGAGUAGUCCACAAAUGAGAAUCACCUUUUCUACACAGGACCCUUGGUCAUGAGAGGCGACCAGGGGCGCACCCUGACCCCACUGGCUCUGGUUUGCCAUUUGCCAAGUGCAGGGAUCUGGCAGUUGAUCAAAUAAGGCUAAUUGCAGCACAGCAACUGUGGCCUACAGACUGGCCUCUGCAGCUAGAUUUCUAUAUUGGAGUUUUUUAAAAAGAUGUUUCAUAGCCAACAGGAAUCAAUAGAAGUGCUGGGAGCUGCUUGCAGCUCCAUCCCUUCCAGCAGGAGCUUGCUCAGCCCCUCCAAGGCCGAGAGGACAAUGCCUUGGCCUCACCUCUCAUGUCUGUGCAGCCCCGUAGUCCAAGGGCAACCAGUCCACUUCUACCGCAGCACGUUUAGUAAGGGGCAGGCAGCAGAUGUCACAGGGACAGAGGUUGAUCUGUCUAGAACAGUGGUUCGAGGCCGUGGCCCAGCCUGAGAGAGAUGUUCACUCAGGCCGGUGGGGAGAGGGCCUGUUUCUCAGCAUGUGCCUCUUCAGUGGGCAGAGAGGAGUUGAGUGGAGGCAGUAGCUCAGGCCAGGUGGGGAUGGGGUGGGCAGAUAGGAGAAGAUGAUGCCCUUUAAAGCCUGCGCAGGGGUGAAUGGGCCCAGAGCCCCAUGUGAUCUAGGCUGGUGAGGGUCAGAGGCUCCUGCAGAGGCAGUUUAGUUUGGAUCUGCCCACACACAGGCUACUGGAAUAGUUCAACCUGGCAACUUACCCUUUUAUACCCACGACAAAUGUUUGCUCAACUCUGUCCAUAAAUUAACAGUUAAAUACCUGCGACUACAAAUGUUUUUGGUCGGAAAUACUGAACUAGGAAAUCAUGCUCUUCCCAACCUCCUCUCCCACCCCACCCCCACCAGAGUGGAAUCCGCUGCAAAAUCUCCAGCCUUAAUUCUUGCUUCAGGACCCAGACCGGCGUCUUGCUUUAGGGCAGCCCAGGGCAGAGGGGCUAGGUCUGCCUGCGUUUACCACUGUUGUCAAGCCACGGCCCUCUGGCCAGUACCUGGCCAUCCUCAGUGACGAGGCCCACCUCGGUCCCCCGCCAAGCUCUGAUCAUGAAGAGGCCACCAGGAGCCCUUCCGGCCCUCCUCAGGCCCCACCGGCUGCUGCUUCCAGGCAGCGAUGGGAAGCAGGCUCUCCGGGAAGCCUGGCCGCACACAGGGCUCGCAGCCCAUGAUCACUUCCUGAUGGUAGAGCUGGGGGGGGGGUGGGGGGGGGGGGAGGGCUUGUUCCCCUGCAGUAUCUGUUCUGUGAAGUUUGUUAAAUGUAAGGAAAGCUUAAAUUCUUGUAUCUUUAAAAGAGAAAAUCUUAUUUAACCCUUUUGUGUUCUAGAUUUACUUACACACAUAGCCUAGAGCUCAGUUUUAGUUUUAACAUUGUGAAAAUAUUAAAAGAAUCUUGUAACUUUAUUCUUUUCCUCCUGCUGAAAAAAAAAAAUUAAACCAAUCGUA